GCUGAAACUUGAGGCAGUAUUUUAACGUCUUCCAACCUGGCGAAUGUCAUACCUGUCAAAAUUUGAUUGCAAAUCAGCUAGAGUUAAAGGAUUAGCUUUCCAUCCUAAAAGACCAUGGAUUCUUAGCAGUUUGCAUACAGGAAUUAUACAGUUAUGGGAUUAUCGAAGUUGUACGCUUAUUGAAAAGUUUGAAGGACAUGAGGGUCCUGUUCGUGGCAUCGACUUCCAUGCCAAUCAGCCUCUGUUUGUUUCAGGUGGAGAUGAUUAUAAAAUCAAGGUAUGGAAUUACAAACAGCGAAAGUGUUUGUUUAAUCUGAUUGGUCACUUGGACUACAUAAGAACAACAUUCUUUCAUAAAGAGUAUCCGUGGAUCUUAAGCGCUUCAGAUGAUCAGACAAUUCGUAUUUGGAAUUGGCAGUCACGAGCUAUAGUAUCUAUUUUAACUGGACAUAGCCAUUAUGUUAUGUGUGCUCAAUUCCAUCCAAAGGAAGAUCUUAUUGUAUCAGCAUCUUUAGAUCAAACUGUGCGCGUCUGGGACAUGUCAGGUCUGCGGAAGAAGAGUGUAGCUCCGUCGUCAUUGUCAAGUAUCGAGGACCACUCGCGACAUUUCACAGGAUCCUCCAGUCCUGGUGUUUCUGGUUCAAAUCUAUUUGGCCCAAGUCAUACAGAGUUGUUUGGAACAACUGAAGUAAUUGUUCGUCAUGUGCUUGAAGGUCACGACCGUGGGGUGAAUUGGGUAGCUUUUCAUCCAACUUUACCAAUAGUUGUAUCUGCAGCAGAUGAUCGACUUAUUAAAAUUUGGAGAAUGACUGAAUCAAAAGCUUGGGAGUUGGAUACACUUCGUGGUCAUUUUAACAAUGUUAGCUGUCUUGUGUUUCAUCCCAGACAAGAUUUGCUACUUUCUGAUUCUGAAGAUAAAUCUAUCAGAAUAUGGGAUUUAGCCAAACGAACUUGUGUGUCAACUAUUCGUCGAGAUUCAGAUAGAUUUUGGGUUUUAAACGCUCAUCCAAAACUAAAUAUAUUUGCUGCUGGUCAUGAUACAGGAUUUGUUGUUUUCAAGUUGGAACGUGAGAGACCUGCAUUUACAGUAUAUAAAGAUUAUAUGUUCUAUGUGAAGCUUCCUCAUUUGAGACGAGUUGACUUUGCCGUUACCAAAGAUGUUCCUGUUAUACAAUUACGAGAAGGUCGUGGUCAAGCUGUAAGCGUUGGUUACAAUCCAAUUGAGAAUGCCAUGUUAGUCUUGAGUCGGCCGCGUCAAAGUGAACUAAACUCAUCAGCUAAUAUCUCUAUAACAAGUGGAACCAGUAUGGUCUAUGAUUUGUAUAUGCUACCCAAAACAAUGGGUAGUAGUAAUAUUCAACCGGAACAUGUUGAAAGUCGAUCAGGUAGCGGAAUCGCUGUCGCUUGGAUUGGUCGUAAUAGAUUUGCAGUUUUAGAAAGUUCUGGAUCAAUUGUUAUAAAAAAUCUUUCAAAUGAAAAUGUUAAAAAAGUAUCUUAUUCUGGUGUUGAUCAAUUUUUCUAUGCUGGAACUGGUAAUUUAUUAAUUCGUGAUUCUAAUGGAAUCAGUCUAUGUGAUGUUGCAAAUAAACGUACUUUAUCAACAUUGAAACAUAUCAAGUACAUUCGUCAUGUUAUUUGGUCACCUGAUGGUCAAUAUGUUGCUAUGUUCACUAAACUAUACCUUUAUUUAUGCGAUCGACAUCUGGAAGUCAAAGCUACUGUACAUGAAACUGUUAGAAUUAAAAGUGGUGCUUGGGAAGAACAUGGCGUUUUCAUCUAUACAACAAGUAAUCAUAUUAAAUACUGUCUCCUAAAUGGGGAUUAUGGAAUAAUUCGGACACUUGAGCUACCUGUUUAUAUUACACGUGUUCGCGGCAAUUCAGUAUAUUGUAUAGAUAGAGAUUGUUCACCACUUGUAUUCACCAUAGAUCCAACAGAGUUUCGUUUCAAAUUAGCUCUAGUUAAUCGUCGAUAUGAAGAAGUUCUUCAUAUGGUUCGUAAUUCAAAUCUUGUCGGGCAAGCUAUAAUUGGUUACUUAGAAAAGAAAGGUUAUCCAGAAGUCGCACUACACUUUGUCAAAGAUACACGGACAAGAUUUUCAUUAGCUAUGGAUUGUGGUCAAUUAGAUGUUGGUUUAGAAGCUGCUCAAGCAUUGGAUGAUAAAGCUUGCUGGGAAAGACUUGGUGAAUUAGCUCUGAAACAAGGUAAACUACAGUUAGUCGAAAUGACUUACCAACGAGUUAAAAAUUUUGAUAAACUCACAUUCCUAUAUUUGAUUACUGGAAAUUUGGAAAAAUUAAGAAAAAUGAUGAAAAUUGCUGAAAUUCGAAAGGACACAUCAAGUCAUUAUCAUAUUGCAUUACUUUUGGGUGAUGUUGCUGAACGUGUAAAACUACUGCGUAAUUGUGGACAGGAACCACUUGCCUAUCUUACCUCUGCUACACACGGUCUUCAACAGGAAACUAAAGAGUUGGAGGAACAACUCACCGCAUUAUCAUUACAAUCUGUACCGGUUGAUUCAAAUGUUUCUUUUGUACCAGAAAUUGAUCCAAAUGCUAGUUUAAUAAUGCCAUCACCACCUAUCCUUCGAGCUGAUAAAAUUACUGAGGGGAAACCUUCAGAAACUGAUUGGCCUCUUCUAAGUAUACAAUUAGAUUUCUUUGAAACAGCAAUAGCUCAACGUCGAAAUGCUGCAUUAAAAUCAAAUAAUAAAAAUGAUGAACAAGAUAACAAAAUAAUUGGUGCUUCUGUGGCAUCAGCCAGUUUACUUUUAGACACAGAAGAUGUACCUGAAGGCGCUUGGGGAAAAGAUGCCAAUCUUGAACUUGAUGAACCAAAUGAACUCGAAGAUGAAUUAGACAUUGGUGGUGAUGCAGUAAAUUCAAAUGAAACUGGUGAUAAAAAUCCAGAGGAUGGUGGUUGGGAUAUUAAUGAUGCCGAUUUGGAGUUGCCAUCAGAUCUUCAAAAUUCCAAUGCGGUUUUAACAAAUAAAAAUGAGAAUGUAUAUGUUGCUCCAUCACCUGGUCGACCUAAUAGUUAUUUGUGGAGUGAAAAUUCUAAUUUACCAGCUGAUCAAAUUAUGGCUGGAAAUUGGGUGAAUGCAAUGCGUCUACUCAAUGCUCAGGUUGGAGUUGUCAACUUUGAACCGUAUAAAACAAUUUUUAUGAAUUUGUUCAGUGCAUCUCGUAUAAUAUGUACGGCUUUACCAUUGGUACCAUCACAAUUUGCAUAUCCUCAACGCAACUGGAAGAAGAUUUCGUCAACAUCUGCUUUACCAGCUCCUGUAAUAAGUUUAAAUGAAUUAAUAACUCGUCUACAAACGGCAUAUCAAUUAACAACUAAAGGGAAAUUUCAAGAUGCUAUCAAUCGUUUCCGAAUAAUUUUAUUAUCUAUUCCAUUAUUGGUAGUUGAUUCACCAUCGGAAGAAUCCGAAGCUCGUAGUUUAAUCAAUAUUUGUAGAGAAUAUAUUGUAGGUUUAUCCAUGGAAAUGACACGUAAAUCUAUGCCAAAGGAUACAAUAACUGAACAAAUUCGCAAUGCUGAAUUAGCAUGUUAUUUUACACAUUGUCGUUUGGAGACACCACAUCUUAUAUUAACUCUUAGAACAGCAUUGAAUUUAUUGUACAAACUGAAGAACUAUCGAUCUGCUGCAACUAUGGCAAGACGUUUAUUAGAUUUGGCACCAUCACUAGAAGUUGCUCAACAAACACGUAAAAUUUUACAAGCAUGUGAAUCUGUAACACCAAAUGAAGAUUCGCAUGCAUUAAGUUAUGAUCCUCUAAAUCCUUUCGAUAUAUGUGCUGCUACUUAUACUCCUAUCUAUCGUGGUAAAGAUUCUGUACGUGAUCCUCUAAGCGGAGCAUACUAUGUACCAACGAUGAAGGGUCAACUAUGCCGUGUAACUGGGGUUACAGAAAUAGGCAUUGAACAUCAAGGGUUAGUAAUUCGAUCAAAUCGUUCUUAACAAUUUGAUGGUCUUUGAUCAUCUACAUGUUAGUUUAUAAUAAUGAAUGAAAUCGGCCUGUAUGUCUAAAUGAUUUGAUAAUCCCUCAUUUGUGCUCUGUGAUCAUUUCUCUCCUAUCAUCUUUUUGUUUUGCUCUUUAAUAUAAGAAACUGUGUAAUUCAUUUUUGGUUUGGUCUGUAUUUGCAAAAUAAAAGUUUUUUUAAAUAUUUAUUGUAUACUACUUUUUUUAUGCGAUAAAAAAUUGUAGUUUAUAACAAAAUUUAACGCUUUCUCUGUUCAUUAAAUAUACCAUGUUGGAUGUUGGCAGAAAAUUUAAGCUGAUAAUAAAU
This is a messenger RNA of Schistosoma mattheei, 4293 nucleotides long. The record is from the annotation of a GenBank genome assembly. Lineage: Eukaryota; Metazoa; Platyhelminthes; Trematoda; Strigeidida; Schistosomatidae.